Messenger RNA from Lepidothrix coronata (blue-crowned manakin), 1096 nucleotides. It is a transcript of the gene CUNH11orf52, whose product is annotated as chromosome unknown C11orf52 homolog. The transcript is spliced from 4 exons. Gene Ontology annotation, cellular component: extracellular exosome. The record is from RefSeq and is a predicted model, not a curated record. The coding region runs from base 155 to 667 and encodes 170 amino acids. Lineage: Eukaryota; Metazoa; Chordata; Aves; Passeriformes; Pipridae.
GGGGGCAGAGAGGGACAGCGGCGGGACGGCCACUGCGAGAACCAGAAAACAGAGUUUUAGCCCCGGGGGUGAAGCCCUGGGGGCACGCGCGACCUUGCCCCCUCCUCCCCGGGUGAGCAGGGGGCGAUCCGGGCCCCGGGGCCACCCCCGGUAGAUGCCACACGGGGCCAGCACAGCCCCGUGCAGCCCAUGGAGAGAAACCCGACACUGCCAGACACUCCCUUGGAAUAGCCAGGGGCCGAGCAGGAACCAGGAAAUACAAGCUCUCCCUGUCCAGAGAACGCUCCAGCUCCAUGGGGGAAGGAGCGACAUGGGCAACCUGUGCAGCUGCGGGCGCCCGGGGAAGUGUCCUUCCCCUUUCAAAAGAAAGAAGGAAAAGCAAGGAACUAAUGUGAGGCAUGAGAGUGGACAGCAGCAGCCUGGCAGGCAGGUUCCGACGUACGAAGAUGUCCCUGAUGUCCCUGUCUACGCCACGGUGAGCAAAGCCCAGGGGGUGCAGCAGGAUGAGAGCAUCCACUAUGCAGACAUCCAGGUGUUCUCCAAGGCCCGGGAGCGCUCGGCGGCCGAGGUGAAGAACCUGCAGCUGCAGAAUGCCACGGAAUAUGCCACCCUCAACUUCCCCAGGGCCAGGCUCAAGUACGACAGCAAGAAUGGCACCCUGGUCUGAGAGACUUGGUGGCCUCCUCCUCCUCCUCCUUCAGCAGCAAAAGGAGUUCUCAGACUUAGAGAUGCUGCAGAUCCAAGGGAGCCUCGUGGACACAGCGAGACUCUGGGGGGAAGGGUCUCCCACCACAGACAUUCUCACAGCAUGGGUAGUUCCCCAUCUGAUUCUGCUGAUGAAAAAACCCCUCUUCCCCUUGGAAGGGUUGCCCCUGACUCUGGAAACCCACCUCCUGUCAGCACUGGGAGGUGGCAGAGCUGCCCCUCAGCUGGUGAAGGCUCAGAGCUGCAGGGAGGACGUCCCUGCUGUGGCACAGCUGGAUCUGGGAACGUGGCACACGGAACUCAGGACUGGGACGAGGGAGGUCCCGACACAGGGCUUUGUGUCAGUGUUAAGAAAAUUCUGAACGUGCAGGACUGACACGUGGCUGAUGCU